This is a messenger RNA of Peromyscus eremicus (cactus mouse), 546 nucleotides long. It is a transcript of the gene Rbp2, whose product is annotated as retinol binding protein 2. NCBI's taxonomy places the organism in Eukaryota, Metazoa, Chordata, Mammalia, Rodentia, Cricetidae. The transcript has 4 exons. Gene Ontology annotation, molecular function: fatty acid binding. The record is from RefSeq and is a predicted model, not a curated record. Bases 1 to 405 code for a protein of 134 amino acids. Gene Ontology annotation, biological process: fatty acid transport. Gene Ontology annotation, cellular component: cytosol; nucleus.
AUGACGAAGGACCAGAGUGGAACCUGGGAAAUGGAGAGUAAUGAGAACUUCGAAGGCUACAUGAAGGCCCUAGAUAUUGAUUUUGCCACCCGCAAGAUUGCAGUACGUCUGACUCAGACGAAGAUCAUCACUCAAGACGGUGAUAACUUCAAGACGAAAACCAACAGCACGUUCAGAAACUACGACCUGGAUUUUACUGUCGGGGUGGAGUUUGACGAACACACAAAGGGCCUAGAUGGCCGGCACGUCAAGACGCUGAUCACCUGGGAAGGUAACACUCUCGUGUGUGUGCAGAAAGGGGAGAAGGAGAACCGUGGCUGGAAGCAGUGGGUGGAGGGAGACAAGCUGUACCUGGAGCUGACCUGUGGUGACCAGGUGUGCCGACAAGUGUUCAAAAAGAAGUGAUGGCCACGAGGGAAGCCUGGCACACAAGCAGAGUUCUCUGCCAGUUUUGGAAAGCAGCGUGGGGACCCUCCUGUUCCUGACAGAGCCCGCUUACGUCACCUGCCUGGGUUUAAACUGGAGUGUGUAAAGGGACCCGCCCCA